This is a messenger RNA of Balaenoptera musculus (blue whale), 5588 nucleotides long. It is a transcript of the gene ARHGAP24, whose product is annotated as Rho GTPase activating protein 24. Gene Ontology annotation, cellular component: focal adhesion. NCBI's taxonomy places the organism in Eukaryota, Metazoa, Chordata, Mammalia, Artiodactyla, Balaenopteridae. The record is from RefSeq and is a predicted model, not a curated record. Gene Ontology annotation, molecular function: GTPase activator activity. Gene Ontology annotation, biological process: negative regulation of Rac protein signal transduction; activation of GTPase activity; signal transduction. The coding region runs from base 742 to 2712 and encodes 656 amino acids. The transcript is spliced from 7 exons.
AAGCUCCCUGCAGAGCUGCUUCCUACACGGAUCCGAGGAGGAGCCUCUCCCGGAACGGGCACUGGACUGUUCUGACGUGGCGAUUCCCUCGGGAGCCCCGGGAGUUUGAAGACAGAAGGGAGAAGCCCGCAGAGAGCAUCAAAGGCUGAGGGGUGCUAUAAAAGGAACAGGGGAGUUCUUUGAAAAGAAUCUGUCAUGCACCGAAAUGCUUUCUGGAGAAGGUGCCAUUAUUUGCCUCCCCUUUUGCUCAGAUAAAAGGAGCCAGCAAGGACAGUACUGAAGUAUCCCUCAGGGGCCUUUUGGUCAUUGUUCCUCUUUCCCCUGCUCACGGCUAUUUGCUGACCUUUCCAGAGAAUCUCAGUCCCCCCAGUUCCAGCUGAGAAGACAGUUCUUAAUAAAAAAAGAAAAUUCUGCUGUUGGAAUGGGAGGUGCCGCUUGCUUGCUGUGGUUCUUUUUGCUGUGACAUUUUGGAAUGUCUGCAGAAACAAAAAUAAUAAUUAAAAAAACCUCAAAAACUCCGGGGAUUAGGCAAGAAAAAAGGAACUUUUUUGCCAAAAAGAAGUAAAUGAGAGGUGGUAACUUAUCCCCGAUCCAGGACCUGGAUGAUCAAAAUCUUCAAGUUCUAGGAAACAGCACUUCAACAAAUAAACAAACAUGAGAAGGAGUAGCUGUGGGAUUCCGAUAUCACACAGAGGCAGGUUUUAAAGGGAGCCAGAAACGGGUUCAGAAUUUUGGGGCUGUAUGAUGCCUGAAGACCGAAGUGCUGGGGGGCGCCCCUCAGGUGCCUUGGCGUCUACUCCUUUCAUUCCUAAAACUACAUACAGAAGAAUUAAACGGUGUUUUAGUUUUCGGAAAGGCAUUUUUGGACAGAAACUGGAAGAUACUGUCCGUUAUGAGAAGAGAUACGGACACCGUCUGGCUCCAAUGUUGGUGGAGCAGUGUGUGGACUUUAUCCGACAAAGGGGGCUGAAGGAAGAGGGUCUCUUCCGACUGCCGGGCCAGGCUAACCUUGUCAAGGAGCUGCAGGAUGCCUUUGACUGUGGAGAGAAACCAUCCUUUGACAGCAACACAGAUGUACACACAGUGGCAUCACUUCUUAAACUGUAUCUCCGAGAACUCCCAGAACCGGUUAUUCCUUAUGCCAAGUAUGAGGAUUUUUUGUCUUGUGCCAAACUGCUCAGCAAGGAAGAGGAAGCUGGUGUUAAAGAAUUAGCAAAGCAGGUGAAGAGCUUGCCAGUGGUCAAUUACAACCUUCUCAAGUAUAUUUGCAGGUUCUUGGAUGAAGUACAGUCCUAUUCAGGAAUUAACAAAAUGAGUGUGCAGAACUUGGCCACUGUCUUUGGCCCUAAUAUCCUGCGCCCCAAAGUGGAAGAUCCUUUGACCAUUAUGGAGGGCACUGUGGUGGUCCAACAGUUGAUGUCAAUGAUGAUUAGCAAACACGAUCGCCUCUUCCCCAAAGAUGCAGAGUUACAAAGCAAGCCCCAGGAUGGAGUGAGCAACAACAACAAUGACCUUCAGAAGAAGGUCACCAUGGGUCAGCUACAGAACAAGGAGAACAAUAAUACCAAGGACAGUCCUGGAAGGCGGUGCUCUUGGGACAAGUCUGAGUCUCCCCAGAGAAGCAGCACGGAUAACGGAUCCCCCACAGCUCUAUCAGGCAGCAAAACCAACAGCCCAAGGAACAGCGUUCACAAGCUGGAUGUCUCUAGGAGCCCCCCUCUCAUGGUCAAAAAGAAUCCCGCCUUCAAUAAGGGCAGUGGGAUAGUCACCAAUGGGUCCUUCAGCAGCAGUAAUGCAGAAGGACUUGAGAAAGCCCAAACCACUCCCAAUGGGAGCUUACAGGCCAGAAGGACCUCUUCCCUGAAGGGGUCUGGUACCAAAAUGGGCACCCAGAGUGUACAGAACGGAACGGUGCGGAUGGGCAUUUUGAACACAGAUACCCUCGGGAACCCUGUGAAUGGUCGCAGCAUGAGCUGGCUGCCCAAUGGCUACGUGACCCUGAGAGAUAACAAGCAGAAAGAGCAAGCAGGAGAGUCGGGCCAGCACAACAGACUCUCCACCUAUGACAACGUCCACCAGCAGUUCUCCGUGAUGAGCCUUGACGACAAGCAGAGCGUCGACAGUGCCACCUGGUCCACUUCCUCCUGUGAAAUCUCCCUCCCUGAGAACUCCAACUCCUGCCGCUCCUCCACCACCACCUGCCCAGAACAAGACUUUUACGGUGGGAACUUUGAGGACCCCGUUUUGGAUGGGCCCCCGCAGGACGACCUUUCCCACCCCGGGGACUAUGAAAACAAAAGUGACCGGAGGAGUGUGGGCGGUCGAAGUAGUCGUGCCACCAGCAGCAGCGACAACAGUGAGACCUUUGUUGGCCACACCAGCAAUCACAGCGCGCUGCAUAGUUUAGUGUCCAGCCUGAAGCAGGAAAUGACCAAACAGAAGAUAGAGUAUGAGUCCAGGAUAAAGAGCUUAGAACAGCGAAACUUGACUUUGGAAACAGAAAUGAUGAGCCUCCACGAUGAACUGGAUCAAGAAAGGAAAAAGUUCACAAUGAUAGAAAUCAAAAUGCGAAAUGCCGAGCGAGCAAAAGAAGAUGCAGAGAAGAGAAAUGACAUGCUUCAGAAAGAAAUGGAGCAGUUUUUUUCCACAUUUGGGGAGCUGACAGUGGAACCCAGGAGAACCGAGAGAGGAAACACGAUAUGGAUCCAGUGAGGCUGAUUUCUCCCACUGUCUCCAGUGGCUCUGGGGAAGACUCUGGGGGUUCUGGUGGGAAUAUCAUAUAGGAUCAGGUGGCUGGUCACCUGGCUGUACAGAGCGCUAACUGGGGAAGACAUAUCAUUUACAGACAUUGCCCAUCCAUAUCUGUAAUGUGUACCAAAGUUGUAUCAUGCCCCAUAAUGCUACUGUCAAGUGUUACAACUGGAUAUGUGUAUAUAGAGUAGUUUUUAAAAAGUAAACUAAAAAUGAGAAGCAUAUCUCAAUAAUUAUUUUAUUGCAAGUCUUGUAUUUAAAAUGUUAAAUCAGUAUGUCAUUGCAGUUUAGCUUGCUUUCAAGCUUCACCCCUUGCACUUAAGCUAUUUUUGGCAUUGUGUUAUCAUCAGCUUAUUUUAUAGAUCAAUAUUUUUAUUUCCCCUUUUGCUGAGGAAAUGAAAAUAGGCAGAUAUAUAAAUAUAUAUAAAUAUAUAUAAGAUGAGUUAUUAAAAUCAAAAAGAAUACUUUGUGGCUGUGCUGUUUGUGCCAACGGACCUUGCCAUGACCAAAAAGAGAAAUGUAAAUAAUUUUAUAAAAUACGGUAGAAUCACCAGGAACCUUUGAAUUGCUCUGUAAAUUCUGCCCUUGACACUGCUCAGUUUUCUUGGUGAGAUGCUUUGACGCAGGAGAUUUUGGACUAUGUAAAAAAGUCCCCUUCUCAAGCCCCCUGGUCUGCCUUGCCCAUUCCACAGAUGUAUGUCUCCUAUGCAGGAUGCACCUUAGAGGGGAAACAUGUUUUUUUUUAAAAAGAGCAUUUAAGCAGUCAUGCCUUGAAUUACUCUGUCCUUCUACUGGAUGGUUAAGAGGGAGAUUCUUCCUGCCAUUGGGAAGUUGAAAAACAAUGCUGGCUAACCAGUGCCUACAUUGAGCACGUGUCCUCUACUCCAGCCCCGCCCCCCCACCUCCCCACCCACAAUGCAAACAGUGAAAUAGUAUUACCGUGUCUCUCUCAGUUAACUGCUAGAGUGUGUGCCAUAUAUUCUUCUUUCACUCAGGCCGACUGCUCUGUUGUCAUCUAGGAUUCUUUCUGCACAACAGAGGGUAAAGGCAGUUUGCAGCAAGAGGGAGCUGAUGCAUGGGAAGGGGACCAGAAGGAGGAGGAGACAGGAUUGGAAGAAACUAACUAUUUUGUUUCUAAUUUUUACAGUAUUCUUCCCUGUCAAAAACAUUUAUUCACAAUAAAUUUAAAAUGUGAAUCUUUAAAGGUCCAGUUUUGAUAAAUUUGUGAACAUCAGUAAUGAUAACUUUCCAGAGAAGCCCAGGGCUCUCUGGAGCUGGAGUUUGGGGAGAACAAUUCACAGUUCAAUGAGGCAAUGAUCGAAAUAAAUCUUUCUCAUGCUAGAACAGAAAGUCACAAAAGGUAAAAUUGGAAAUAAAUACUACUGGAGUUUAUGGGAUUCAUGCUGUUUGAAGGUUCUAUGUUUGUAUUUAUUUUCAAGGGGACAGUAGACUUUGCAGAGUUCAUUCUUGCCACUGUGCUGCUUUUGUUUAUAUCCUUACACAGAGCAACCUUACGUGGUCCUUUGGUAUCAACCACUGUCUAUGUAGCAAUACCUUCUUUAUCUUUAGUUCCCUUUUCUCUCUCUUUCCAAUUCUUUAACAAGAUACUCCCACCUGGAUACCCUAAAGGAAAUUCAAGCUCAAAAUGUGUAAAAAUGAUCUCAAUAGCUCUCUCUACUUUUUCAUCUUUUCCCAGUCCCUGUCUUAGUUGACACAAACCUCAGACUCAUCCAGGGAGCUGUAUGAUACAAUAGCAAAAAUCAAAGGCUAUGCAGUCAAACUGCCUGUGUUCACAUUUUCUCCAAUUUGCCAGCUGUUGCUGAAUUUUCGAUGCAUCCUUUUUUUCAUCUGUAGAAUGGGAAUAAUAAAAGUACUGCUCUCACAGACUUGUUAUGUGGUUUCAAUGAGGUAGCUUGUAUUAGGCUGAGAACAGCACCUAGUAUACAGGAUGGACUCCAUAAAUGUUAACUCUGAUUUUUCUCUACUCUGCCCUCUUCUUCACAUUUAAAUUCACUCACCAAGUACUGUUUAGUCCACCCAUCCUCACCUUUUUCAUCUGCUCUCUCAUCAGUUUCUCCCCAUCUCUCAAAGAAAGCAUCGCACCCAGCCACUUGUGUUCCAGUAUCUCUCCUCUACUUUCAUUUGCAGACUGCCCUAAGUCACCCUUCUGAUCAUAUCGUAGCCUUGCUAAUAACAUUCAAAUGCCCUUCACGAAGUGUAUACGAGUCUAACCUGAGAUUCAUUCUCAUCUCCUGCAACUUCCCCCCACACCUGCCAUACCAUUUCAUGCCUCUGGAACUUUCCACCUCCUAUUGUUGUGCCCAUCUUGACUGCCUUCCUUCUAUCUGGCACACUCCUACCAUGUUUUUUUUUUUUUUUUUUUUUUCCAAAUCGAAUGUCAGCUCCUCUAUGACACUUCCUAGGAUCUCAAUGCAGAGUGAGUUACUUUUUGUGCUCCCAAUUUGGGUAUAUCUCUUUAAGCCUUUCCCAUGUCUGAUUAUUUUCUUCACUAAGUUAAGAAGCACUUUGGGAAGCAGCAAGGGGGAAUGAACGAUAAUUGCAGGAAACUCAGAGCCAGACAGACUAAGAUAUGCAUCUCAACAUGCCUUAGGCAAGAUGCAAGGCAAUAAGUCACUUAACCUCUCUGAACCUCAGUUUUUUCAUCUGUAAAGUGGAGAUAACCCCUACAAAGCAAAGAUGCUGUAAUACUUAAAGGUGACAUGUACUGUGCUUAUCUCAGUGCCUGCCACUUAGCUCCAUUGAUAGCUCUAUUGAUAAAUGGAGCUUCUUAAGGCAUGAGAAUAAUCUCAUUGAUCUUAAAUCUCUCCACCUCCAGC